This is a messenger RNA of Dunckerocampus dactyliophorus (ringed pipefish), 1791 nucleotides long. RefSeq names its product lysyl oxidase a (gene loxa). NCBI's taxonomy places the organism in Eukaryota, Metazoa, Chordata, Actinopteri, Syngnathiformes, Syngnathidae. Bases 117 to 1334 code for a protein of 405 amino acids. Gene Ontology annotation, biological process: peptidyl-lysine oxidation. Gene Ontology annotation, molecular function: copper ion binding; protein-lysine 6-oxidase activity. The record is from RefSeq and is a predicted model, not a curated record. The transcript is spliced from 7 exons.
UAAGGUUACAUGUGCAGGCUACUGGAGUGGAGCAAUGUGAUUUUACUGCAUAGUUUUCCAAAUAGACAUGGUGGAUUUGUAACUUUUCAAGAAAGACAAGUGCCACGGCCACAACAAUGGGAUUACGCACUGGCACGCCACUUUACGCAUACGCCUGCGUCUAUUUAUUCGUCUUCUCCCUCCAAGGCGCACGUUGUCAGCGGCACCCUGGAGCUCCACAGGGGAAUAACCAAAAAGCCGCUCUCCGGCAGACUCUGCAGUGGUCCCACAACGGAAACGUUUUCAGCAUCUUAACCCAGGGCGCCGAGUACCAGCCGCCCAGACGCCGUGGCGCACCCCAGGAGCAAGUGCAGCCGCGACCGAUUACCAUCAUCCACGACAACACCCGCCAACAGGAGCCCUCCAGCCCGCAGCAGCCACCUGCUCCUCGGCCGGACUCCGAACCUCUUCCCCCGGUGCUCCAGCGCCUGGUGCGAGGGCGAGAGCACCGCAGACUCCACGACGAGCUGCACCGGGCCGAGCGGAAAAAUGACACCCAGGAGAAGGUCACCGUUAGCCCGCCUCUGCCCAACAGGGAGGACAUGAUGGUGGGCGAUGACCCCUACGAUCCGUCCAAAUCCUUUGAUAGCGACAACCCGUAUUACAACUACUAUGACGUGUACGAGAGGCCCAGGGCCAGAUCGAGACCCGGAUAUGGCACAAGGUACCAUCAGUACGGUCUUCCUGACCUGGUGCUUGACCCAUACUACAUUCAGACGGCCGCUUACGUCCAGAGCAUGGCAAUGUACAACCUGAGAUGUGCAGCAGAGGAGAACUGUUUGUCGAGCUCAUCCUACUCGGCCCGGGACUACGACACCCGCAUGCUGCUGCGCUUCCCCCAGAGAGUCAAGAACCAGGGGACGGCUGACUUCCUUCCCAGCAGGCCACGCUACGCCUGGGAGUGGCACAGCUGUCACCAGCACUAUCACAGCAUGGAUGAGUUCAGUCGUUACGAGCUGCUGGACUCAAGCACGCAUCGCGCGGUCGCUGAGGGGCACAAGGUCAGCUUCUGCCUGGAGGACACGUCCUGCGACUACGGCUACUACAGACGCUACGCCUGUACCUCACACACACAGGGCCUGAGUCCAGGAUGUUACGACACCUACAACGCAGACAUCGACUGCCAGUGGAUCGACAUCACAGACGUCAAACCAGGGAAUUACAUCCUCAAGGUCAGCGUGAAUCCUUUCUACCAGGUGCCAGAGGAGGACUACAGCAACAACAUUGUGCGAUGUGAUGUUCGCUACACAGGCAACUACGCCUACUUGUCUGGUUGUCACGUGUCAACGUAUUGAUGGAGGAUAAUUAUUCACAACUGUGUGACUGACACUGAGGAGGACUGCAUAUGAAAGUAUUUACAGUACGAGGGAGUCAUGAAGUAGAAUAGUCAUAGGUUGUUUAGUUUAAAUGUACCAUUAGAUAGAAACUGACUGUUGUCAUUGCAUGCAGUGUGUCUUCUUUCGUUUUUUUUUUCUGUGAGAGUGAUUUAUUUUCCUUCCUCCAGUCUGACAGUCUAUUUUAUUAGUUUUUAUGAAUGGUUCAUUUUUUCUUACCUUUCAAGCAUUCUAAAUCAUAAAAACAAUUAAAGUUGUUUUGAAAUGUCAAAAUGAAAAAAAAUGAUCAACAUAGUCUUAUUUUUAAAUCACUGUCAACCGUGACAGUGUUACUUUUAUAGUGUUACUUUUAUAGUGCUUUUAGGAAAAUGUGUUUUUAGUGCUGAUCUUAUUUGAAAUAAAAAUUGUGAUUACCUGA